Trematomus bernacchii (emerald rockcod) is the source of this 617-nucleotide messenger RNA. It is a transcript of the gene spcs1, whose product is annotated as signal peptidase complex subunit 1. NCBI's taxonomy places the organism in Eukaryota, Metazoa, Chordata, Actinopteri, Perciformes, Nototheniidae. The record is from RefSeq and is a predicted model, not a curated record. The transcript is spliced from 4 exons. Gene Ontology annotation, biological process: protein targeting to ER. The coding region runs from base 136 to 444 and encodes 102 amino acids. Gene Ontology annotation, cellular component: endoplasmic reticulum membrane; signal peptidase complex.
GUUACAACCCUCAGAAGUACCCGGAUGGGUCCUUCACAACACGACGUAGCUUUUUCAAACCGGAAGUCAAACUACUUCGGUUUGGUUUGCUCCACAAUUUCUCCGUUUGUGCUUUAAUUUACUUCAAGUACAAACAUGCUGUCGAUAUUCAAAUCCAUCCCAUCGCACAUGGAUUAUAAAGGCCAGAAACUGGCUGAACAGAUUUUCCAAGGAAUAAUACUCAUCUCAGCGGUGAUUGGAUUUGUGUACGGUCUGAUCAUUGAACAGUUUGGAUGGACAGUGUACAUCGUCUUGGCUGGAUUUGUGGUGUCCUGUGUGUUGACGCUGCCUCCAUGGCCGAUGUAUAGACAGAAUCCUCUGUCCUGGCAGCCAAUUAUUCCAGAGACUAGCGCGGAGCCAAGCCAAAAACCUCAGGAAGCCCUCAAGAAGAAGAAGCAUAAAUAACUCAGAACAUUCCCUGCCCAGCUGUUAAUACAUCCUUUAUCAGAAAAUAUUUGGAACUUUGUUUUACAGUCUACAUCUGAAGCAUUUAGGAAGGAAACAUUGUUACAGUGUUUGUAAGUCAAUAGUGAAAUACUGUCCAAAUAAUAAACAUCUGAUUCUCUGUUUUAUAAAUG